CGUCCUUUCAGUUGCAUGUCGUCAGCCGCGUUGCUGUUGAUCUGGAUUGGUCUGGCUUGAGCUCUUCCUCCCGGCUCGGGCUGCGCCAUGGCGCCUCCGGAUCUCGUAGACCGGCGUCUGCUCGCGGGCGGCCUCCUCCGCCUCCUGCUCUCGUCCGACUCGUGGGCGCAGCGGGCCUGUUAGUACCGGGGGGACCCAGUCCGGGGGCUGCGGGCGGCCCAGGAAGAGGCGGAGAUUUAUUGCUUCUGAAUUUUUGUCAGUCUGUCUGCAUGGAAGCUCGUGAGGAUGGUUUGCUAGUUUCAGCAUCAGCAACAGAAUGGUCCUUUUUUGACAUCUUUCUCUCAUCAUAAGUUGUGGUAACAGCAAUACUGUUCUGGAUUUCCAUAUAGUGAAACACCUGGACUUGCAAUCAUGGCUUCAAGACGAACAGAUGCUCCUGCUAUUGAGCAUGGCUCUGGAGGCUUUCUAGGAAAGAUGUCCCAACCCAUUGGAAUGAACCGUCGGACAUUCAGUUAUGAUGAUGCCCUUGAGGAUACAGCACCAAUGACCCCUCCUCCUCCAAAUAUGUCCACCAAUAUCCUGUGGAAACAGCCAGUCGUCCCAGAACGCAAAUAUGAAAAUAUUUCCAAGGAUGAGGAAGGGGAGACUAGCAUGAAUCCAUCUGCCAUUACCCCCUCAUCUUCCACUGAGACUCUGAACAAGGUUCCUGUAGUGAAGGCCAAGGCCACCCACAUCAUCAUGAAUUCUCUCAUUACAAAGCAAACUCAGGAGAGCAUUCAACGCUUUGAGCAGCAGGCAGGGUUGAGAGAUGCCGGAUACACUCCCCACAAAGGCCUCACUGCAGAGGAGACUAAAUACCAUCGUGUGGCUGAGUCACUCCAUAACCUAAAGAUGCAAAGUGGAGAGAUGGCAAAAGAAGAUAAACAGGCCUCUUCCGCCCAGUCCACUCCAAGCAGCACUCCCCAUUCCUCUCCCAAGCGCACAUACAGGGGUUGGUUUAGUCAGGGGUCCUCCGCAUCCAUCACGGGUCCUGAGCUUGCUGCCAUGGAUUCCGGUGGUGGGGAUGGCGAUAAAGUACCGUCUGAAAAAUGGAGCUUCUUUGGACCCAGAGCUCUUCAAAAACACACUGAUUCAGGGGGCUUUACCGUCCAGGCCUAUAAGGGUGCCCAGAAACCAACCCCAAUGGAACUAAUGCGUGCCCAGGCCACCAGGAUGGCAGAGGACCCUGCAACUUUCAAGCCUCCCAAGAUGGACAUUCCAGCUAUGGAUGAAAAGAAGCGGUCCCCACAUUCUCAUAACCUCAGACCCCGGGACAUGAAUGUGCUUACUCCUACUGGGUUCUAGAAACACCUCCACUUUAAAGGCAGGAUGAUCUUGAAAUCUGAUGGACUAUAUUGUCCUAGGGUGUCUUUCACAUUCCACACAUACAGUUGACAUAGGAAGGUCUCUUCUAGGUCAGAGUUACAGACAGUGGUGAAACAAGAUUUGGGCAACUUUCUGAAUUUCUUGCUCUUUUUUUUCCUUCCAAAGGUCUCUUAUGCAGCACCAAAAUAAUUAUCUUGCCAACAGAGUUCUCACAUGCAGUUCUGUGCUUCUCUGAAUACCUAAGUUUUAUAAAGGGAAACAAUCAACUUAUUGGACCUUUUUGGCUUGAAUAUUUGGGCUGCUGUUUGUGUAGACAUCUACUUAUUCAUGCAAGAUUACUGAAGGACAAUGUAUAACUUUCUAGUAUCUUUGAACUGUUUGAGGGAAUCUAGCAUCAACUGAAGUCUAAUGUUCUGGUAAGAAUAUUGGAGAAAUUUAGCACCAUGCUUUAAAGUUGAAGACUCCCUGCUUGGCUAUUUCUACGUGUAAGAGAUUCAUGUCUUAGGGACCUAAAUGUUUCAACAUGAAAAAAAUGUCAGUACUAAUUCUAGAACUGUACUAUGAAAUGAUACUGUUUGUGAAGCCCUUUGCAUCAAAUGGGUUCUGCAUACCAUGAAGCUGGAGCCACAGUAGAAUGGAAAAGUUUCUUCAUUCCUAGAGGUAACAGAGGGAUUUGUAGCUGUUUUCAUGGGGAUUCAUUUGGGAAUUAUUAGUAGCACUUUCAGGGGAAAGGAUGUGAGAUAAUAGCUAUAAAGUUAAAGGGACAGCGGUUAUGCUUAUUAUAUAUUUCUUAGGGAGGAAGAGGAAAAUAAGUCAUUAGAGCACAGGGAAGAUUUUAACCUAGCGUCUCACCUUAGAUGUGAACAUAAGCAUUUGCAUAAAUUGUUGCAUAAAUUGUUGCUAAUUUCUAUUUGAGCAAUCAGACAGUGGAAGACUAUGUGUUCUGUGAUUGCUUGAAGACAUAGGGGGCAGGUACUGUCCUGGUCCUAAACUCGCAAGUCACUGGUUGGCUUUAUAGUGAUGAGAUGGCAAUCUUGGAAUAUCCAUUAUGCAGAUAAAAAGGUCUUUUAUUUAACAGCAUGUUUACUGAGAAGUCCUCACUAAUCUUUUUAAUGUCCUAAAUGGGUUCUGUUCCCUUUCUGAACUGUGUUGUUUCUACAGAUUGUUGGCAGUUCUGCAGCUGAGUGACUUAGUGGUGUCUCACUCAGCUUCAUCUUAUUCCUUUACUUACAUUGACGACAUUAGGAUUUGUGCUUCAAUACCACUGUAGCUUUUUCUGCCCUAUUAGUCAUCACCAUUGCUGUGUGUAAACAGUGAUCCAGCUUU
Podarcis muralis (Common wall lizard) is the source of this 2691-nucleotide messenger RNA. Its product is annotated as KIAA1191 ortholog. Lineage: Eukaryota; Metazoa; Chordata; Lepidosauria; Squamata; Lacertidae. The record is from RefSeq and is a predicted model, not a curated record. Gene Ontology annotation, cellular component: cytoplasm.